CAUAAAGCCCCCACCCCAUCUACUUCGGCUCAGACCACUGCCAGAAAUGGAGGUUCAAUGCAGUCCUCUUGGAUGGGAAUUCUGCUACCAAGAUGAUCGGGGAGUUGAAGAGUUAAGACAUUCUCUCUUGUACACAACCUUGGAGUUAGAGACAACACUUGUAGCAGCUAAGGAGGAGAUCACAAGAAGAGAAUAUGAACUGAUCCAUCUCAAAGAUCUUUUGAGCAGGACCAUCAAAGAGAGAGAUGAAGCGCAGGCAAGAUGCCAUAAGCUAAUGUUGGAGAAACUCGUGCUCCAACAGCAGCAUCAACUACUAGAAGAGCAGCAACUAGCUGCUUCAAACAUUGAAGAUGAAUCAAAAGGCACCGACUCUAGCAAGCUUUCUAUCUCUUCUGACUGCCAUGGAAACAUCAUGUCCUCACCGGAAACUGACCCAAUUUCACAACCGCUGCCACAAGCCGCCUUGCAAUUAGUAUCUGAGAAGCCAUUGCCAGAAAAAGGGAAGCUCCUGCAGGCAGUGAUAGAAGCUGGACCACUCCUGCAAAACCUCCUCCUGGCCGGACCACUCCCUCGGUGGCAGCACCCACCUCCCCAACUUAACUCCAUUGAGAUUCCACCAGUGUCUAUCUCUUCCCCAUCACCACGUCUUGCACGCCAAGAUUCUUGCAUUAGUUUCAAUGGUUGUUUUAAUAACAUAUCUAAUGCUCUGUGAUGGCUCUGAUUAUUCCCCCAAGGCCAAGCAUUUGAGAGGUUGCUCUCCGUUGACCAACACCUAGCUAGCACUUUCAUCUAAUUUCUUACUACUCCCAUCCUUUUCAUACUAUCAAAACAUGAAAAGGUCAUUAACAUGAAAUGGAUGGUUAGCUGUUAUGCAUCAUUUUCAAAGUU
Juglans regia (Persian walnut) is the source of this 888-nucleotide messenger RNA. RefSeq lists its product as uncharacterized. The record is from RefSeq and is a predicted model, not a curated record. The transcript is spliced from 2 exons. NCBI's taxonomy places the organism in Eukaryota, Viridiplantae, Streptophyta, Magnoliopsida, Fagales, Juglandaceae. The coding region runs from base 47 to 712 and encodes 221 amino acids.